AUGUCAUCUUUUCUCGGAAAUUUAAGUACGUUUGAUCCGGAAAAGUCGGAUUACGCGAUAUUUUCCGAGCGGCUAAAACAGUUUUUCGUGGCAAAUGGUAUAACGGAGGACGAUAAAAUGCGUGCGACUCUUCUAAAUACAUUAAACGAAGAUUGUUACGUGUUGUUAAGAAAUUUGUGUGUACCAAAAACGCCACCGGAAGUGAAAUUCCAGGAUUUGGAUAAAUUGUUAUUAAAGCAUUUUGCUCCAGUGCGGUCCUAUUUUUCGGAGAGAAGUAAAUUUUACUCUGCUCAAAGAGAGCCCGGUGAAAAAGUGUGUGAUUGGGCAGCUCGUGUGAAAAAUUUAGUUAGUAAUUGCGGAUUUGAGGCUACAAUAACUCUCAGUACGCUAAUGAGAGAUAUUUUUGCGAUCGGUAUUAAUGACGUGCGCUUUUCCGAUCGUUUGUUUGAAGAAAAUGCCAUCAGUAGGGACUGUACGUUUCAGUUUAUGGAAAAAAUUGCUUUGGCAAAGGAGUCUGCGGUCGCUGAUCAUGAAAAGCGCGCAUCCAAGGAGUCUCAGGCCUCGAUUAAAACAGAACUAGAGGAAAUAUAUUAUAAUCAAAAUCCAGGUACUUCUCGUCAAAAUCGGGGUAAGUCAAAAUCUAAAUAUACUGUUAAAAGAGACCAUCAAGAAAAACGGGCUCUACCAAAAUGUUCGGUGUGUGGGCGUGCAAAUCACGUUUUUUCUAACUGUGCUUAUCGUAGCUGUUUCUGUCACAAAUGUGGAAUCAAAGGCCAUUUGGCACCUAUGUGCAAGAAGCUAUCAGGUCAUAAUUUUUUGCAAGAAAACCUUUUGCAAGACUCAUCUGAUGAGAAUGACGAGAUGUGCUUUAACAUUAAGAGUAAUUCUUCAUCAUAUUAUAAUAAGUUGCGUUAUAAUUCUAAAGGUAACGAAAGGCCUAUAAUUAUUAAGCUAUUAAUUGACGGUUUACAAUUUGAUUUUGAAAUUGAUUCUGGAUUUGCUCAUGCGGCUAUUUCUGAAAAUUUGUAUAAACAUUAUUUUACAAAAUAUGAUUUGAUUCGUAAUGAUCUGUCUCUUAAAGAUUAUGUGGGUGUAUCAUUUAACCCCUUAGGUUAUCUUAACCUAAAUAUUAUCUAUGACGACAACAAUUACAUUUUAAAAACAUAUGUCAUUAAAAAUGGAGGACCUCCAUUAAUAGGGCGUAACGGCUUAAAAAUGUUGAACAUUGGUUUAUGUAAAAUAGAUAGUAACAAUAGUAAUAGGUUGUUAUACGUAAAUUCGGAGACCAAGCUUCAAUAUUUAUUAAAACAUUUUGGUCAAAUUUUUGAUGGUACUCUGGGCACUUUCAACAAGUUUAAAGUAACCCUUAAGUUAAAGGAAAAUGCUAUUCCGCGAUUUUUUAAACCACGUCCUGUUCCAAUCGCGCUUAAGCCAAAAAUUGACGAAGAAUUAGAUCGUUUAAUUAAAAAUAAGGUAUUAAUUCCGACAGAAUUUUCUAAAUGGGCCACCCCUAUUGUUCCCAUAUUGAAGAAAAAUGGUGGUCUAAGAAUUUGUGGAGAUUUUAAGGUAACCUUGAAUCCACAACUGGAAUUUCAACAGUUUCCGCUUCCGCGAAUAGAAUAUUUAUUUAGUCGGCUGGAAGGGGGUUUAAAAUUUUCAAAAAUCGAUUUGUCAGAGGCAUACCAGCAAAUUCUUCUGGAUGAAAAUUCUACAGAGUUGGUGACAAUCUCUACACAUAGAGGUUUAUUUUCUUAUCAGAGGCUACCCUUUGGCAUUCAUUGUGCACCCUCCAUAUUUCAAGUUAUUAUGGAACAACUAUUUAACGGUAUACCGGGCGUUAUAGCGUUUCUUGAUGAUAUUUUAAUAACGGGAAAAAAUGACCUUGAACAUUUAGAGAGGUUAGAACGGGUUUUACAAAAUUAA
Anthonomus grandis grandis is the source of this 1923-nucleotide messenger RNA. RefSeq lists its product as uncharacterized. Gene Ontology annotation, molecular function: zinc ion binding; nucleic acid binding. The transcript has a single exon. The record is from RefSeq and is a predicted model, not a curated record. Bases 1 to 1923 code for a protein of 640 amino acids. Lineage: Eukaryota; Metazoa; Arthropoda; Insecta; Coleoptera; Curculionidae.